AAAAUGACCUAAGUGCCAUCCAGCCUUGGUGGCCAAGGGCAGAGGAGGGGGCGAGGGCUGCUGGGAUCAUGGCUUUGCCUUGGAGCUGGCGGAGGCAGCCUGCAAACAGAGCCCUUGUGUCACACUGCACUCACCAUCAUAUUGCUGUGUCCCUGCUGACCUUCUUCAGUUACUCCUUGCUCCACGCUUCCAGGAAGACAUUUAGCAAUGUCAAGGUCAGCAUUUCCAGCCAGUGGACUCCCUCCUAUUUCAACAACACGGCCCUUGAGCUCCAACCGUAUUGGCUCUGGAACUGCAACCAUUUAUUUCCAAAUGCAGAAGAAGCCACACUCUUCUUGGGAACAUUGGACACUAUCUUUUUGUUUUCCUAUGCUGUGGGCCUCUUCGUCAGUGGUAUAGUUGGGGAUCGCCUGAAUUUACGCUGGGUUCUGUCUUUUGGCAUGUGCUCCUCUGCUCUGGUGGUGUUUUUCUUUGGCACACUCACAGAAUGGCUGCAUUUCUACAACAAGUGGUUCUACUGCUGUCUCUGGGUUGUCAAUGGCUUGCUGCAAUCCACUGGCUGGCCCUGUGUGGUUGCAGUCAUGGGCAAUUGGUUUGGAAAGGCUGGGAGAGGUUUUGUGUUUGGACUCUGGAGUGCCUGUGCAUCUGUGGGGAAUAUCCUGGGAGCAUUCCUUGCUUCCUGUGUUCUCAAAUAUGGCUAUGAGUAUGCUUUUCUGGUGACUGCCUCGGUGCAGUUUGCUGGAGGAGUCAUCGUCUUCUUUGGGCUUCUGACUUCUCCAAAGGAAGUGGGCCUUCCUGAGCUUGGAACAGAUGAAGAAGGCAGUGCUGAGGAAGAUGCCAACCAACCUUUAAUGGAUGAUGACGAUGCAGAUGAUGAUGACCGGAAUUACUCUAUUCAAGCAACUGACACUGAUAGUCAGCCAAAGGCCAUUGGCUUCCUCCAGGCUUGCUGCCUUCCAGGUGUUGUUCUGUAUUCUUUGGCCUAUGCCUGCUUGAAGCUGGUGAAUUACUCCUUCUUCUUCUGGCUGCCCUUCUACCUCAGCAACAACUUUGGAUGGAAAGAAGCUGAAGCUGAUCAGCUCUCAAUCUGGUAUGAUGUGGGAGGAAUCAUAGGUGGGACCAUCCAAGGUUUGAUUUCUGAUGUGCUGCAAAAGAGAGCGCCGGUGCUUGCAAUGAGCCUGCUCUUUGCUGUAGGCUCUCUCUUUGGAUACAGCCGUUCUCCAAACAGCAAACCUAUCAAUGCUGUGAUCAUGGCAAUUACAGGGUUUUUCAUUGGAGGCCCUUCUAACAUGAUCAGUUCUGCAAUUUCUGCCGACCUGGGUCGGCAGGAUCUGGUCAAAGGCAGCAGCGAGGCCCUGGCAACAGUCACAGGAAUUGUGGAUGGAACUGGUAGUAUCGGUGCUGCAGUGGGCCAGUAUCUAGUGUCUCUGAUCCAGGAGAACCUGGGAUGGAUGUGGGUUUUCUAUUUCUUUAUUCUAAUGACCAGUUCGACAAUCCUGUUCAUUUCGCCAUUAAUAGUGAGGGAGAUGAGACUGCUUCUGCGCGAGCGGGUGCUGCCCGGGUGA
Messenger RNA from Tinamus guttatus (white-throated tinamou), 1565 nucleotides. It is a transcript of the gene SLC37A3, whose product is annotated as solute carrier family 37 member 3. Lineage: Eukaryota; Metazoa; Chordata; Aves; Tinamiformes; Tinamidae. The record is from RefSeq and is a predicted model, not a curated record. Gene Ontology annotation, biological process: transmembrane transport. Gene Ontology annotation, cellular component: endoplasmic reticulum membrane. Gene Ontology annotation, molecular function: transmembrane transporter activity.